This is a messenger RNA of Plectropomus leopardus (leopard coralgrouper), 535 nucleotides long. The record is from RefSeq and is a predicted model, not a curated record. Lineage: Eukaryota; Metazoa; Chordata; Actinopteri; Perciformes; Serranidae.
GUAACUGUUUGGACAGUGAAUGGCUGGAUGUGCAUGAGUACACUCCCAGCAGUCCAGAGGGGUUUCGGGCGUCUGUGGACACUAGGUGGGAUGAGACAGGACACCUGCAGCCGGUACUGAUGGCCAACUGGAUGAUAAAGGAUGAUGGCAGUAUUGCUGCGCUGAAUGCCACCGAGCUGCAUGUCCUGGUGCUGUCCACCAACAUGAACCUGUGUGUUCGAUAUACUUUCAAAGACAAACUCCCGAUGAGGAGUCCAUCAGGGGACAAGUGGUCGUUCUCAGCUAACAUGCUGGUGUUGGACCCUGGUCAAAAAUACCAUGUCUCUGUCUUCAACAUCCCCAAACCAGAGAUGGGUCACAGCAUCUAUGAUGUCAGCGCUACUGUCAGCGUACCAGGUGAGUUGAGGUUGAAACCAAGCAGCAACCACUACGGUUAAAAAAAAUGAAACCAACAUGGAAGUUCCUCUAAUGGCCACUAGAGGCUGGCUCCAAGAAUCAGUCAAUCCCCACAGCCCCCCAUGCUAAACUGCACAAC